Molecule: messenger RNA, 2954 nt
Organism: Durusdinium trenchii
Lineage: Eukaryota; Dinophyceae; Suessiales; Symbiodiniaceae
Source: the annotation of a GenBank genome assembly
CUCUCGGCCAGCAAGGUCCUCCGCCUGUCACAGGCUGCCUUGUUGGAGCACUAUAGGUGCAUGGAAAGUGACUGCACCUUCGGGAGCGACAGAGUUGGACUUGAGAGCUAUGUUGGCCCGUGUCAUGGAAGGAAGACCUGCCUUUCUUGCGCCUUCCACCACAGAGACUUCCACCACUGCUGCCACAGUGACAACAGAACUGGCAGGACUGGCUGCUGCAGAGGCAGCUCCUGCGCGGGAACCACUUUCACCUCCGCUGCCAGCGCCUUCAACCCCCCCUACAUGCCAUGAUUGCAAGCAAGUAAGUGCGGCCAGCGAGCAGUCCUUGUUCCCAAACUUUUGCAAGGCUUGCUUUGACAGAAACAUUGCCGAGCGCACUGAGCCGAGAAUGCUGGGAAGUGCAGGAAGCAGUGCACUCUGACGUGCAGGUUUCUGCAAAGAAGCCGCGGGUUGAAGUUGCAGACGGCAAUUCUCCUGGUGUGGAAGUUGAGACACCACCCAAGUGGAGUGCUUGCACUUGGUGGCAAAAGAAGCAAGCGGAGCAAGGCAUUAGCAAGAAGGACGCUUUAGACGCAUGGAGAAACAUGAGCUUUCAAGAAAGAGAAAGAUUCAAAGAGACGCUUCCUUCUCCCAAGCCUUCACCUUCACCACAGGACAGCCCAAUCACCCAGGGCACCUACCGCAGUGACUUCCUUCAAAGAUUUUGAGAGAAAGUGGAGGGAGUUCAAGCAAGGACUCCGUGAAGCUGAGAACUCUCAUGUUUAUCAUCUAGCAAACUACGAGGACUCCUUCUACAUGUAUGCCGAUGUAGUGUCACUUCUGCAGCUCAAUGUGUUUGAUUCUGCGGUCGAUGCUGAGAGGCGCUUGAAAGACUACGCUGUGAACCGGAAGAAAGUGUCAGCUGUUCGCAAGUAUCUAGACCAGCAUGGUGAGAGCCCGCCGGCCGAGGUGCCAGCUGAGUUCUGUGCUGGGAAGACGCACUAAAGGCGCGCUCACGUCCAAGCAAAAGCAGGAUCUCCUUACGCACGCGCAGGUCAUGCAGAAGAGCUGUAGUGUCUUUACAAGCAAGGAUGCCAAGAAAGCGAUGUGGCGGUUUUACCUGGUCAACAUUGGUGUGGUCGACAAAGAAUCUCCAGUGGAUUGGUCUUCAUACACUGAGUAUGCAAAGGACAAGAAUAUGGACAGCGUCUUCAGGUCUUGGCUUGAGUGGGUCAAGCGGACACAGCCAGAAACCGAGCAGGUGUUAAGCAAAAAGGUCGUUGGGAUGAAAGGGGAACAAGCCGCACAGUGCAGUGAGCAGUCCGUCAAGGCCCAUUUUGAUGCGUUUGAGAAGGUGUUCCUCGACGUUGGUGCGCUUCCAAAGCUCGGUGGCGAGCUGCAGAAUGCACACAGAGUGUGGGCUGUGGACGAGAAGGCGAUGGUAGACGACGUUGGUAAGCUGAAAUUUGUUCGCUCCUUGUCCGUGAAGUCAUUGGGUGUUCCCAACUGCGCGGCUGGUUCUUCCAACUUCCGGCACAUCACGGUGAUGCCAUUCAUUUGCCUCGAUGGCCGAGUCUCUCCACCGUACAUCACAGUGAGUGGGCAAGCCGAGAUGCAUGCCUGGGCCCGCGUGUGGCCUUGUGCUUUCGUGAAAGCGACCGAGCGUGGGGCUGUGACCACGGACUUGUUCAUCGAGUAUUACGCACACUUCUGCCAGUGGCUGCGCAGUGAAGGCAACGUUUCAAUGGAUGAAGAAGUCGUGAUCAUCAUGGGUUCGGGUGGAGGGAGCAUGUCGCAUUUUGCGACAGAGAUUGGCGUUUUGUCGGCAAAGUAUCGUUGCCGACCUUUCUAUUUAGCUCCUUACCACACGGCAGCUUUGAUGCCACUUGACCAGGCCCCAAACAGAGAAUUCGAACGUGCGUGGAGUGAAUGCCGGUCAAAACAAAGCAACUUUUCGACGCUGCAGGCGUUGGACGCCUGUCAUGAGUGCUGGGACAAAGCGUAUUCUUCACAGAAUGUGCUCAAGGGCUUUGCUAGUGUUGGGAUGACUCUUGGGAAGCCUUUGUGUCGGGAGAAGGUCCUUCUCGAACGAGGACCACACCUCUUUCGCAAAACGGUGCCCAAGCAGGAGAGGAACUAUGUGAGUGACUGCGCAGACAAAGUUCUUUCACCGCCCAAGGGCUACAAGAGAGCGCCUGAUAGCGUGCGAUGUUCGUGCAACCUGGACAUCAGUUCUGUCCCACAUGCGGUGCAAAGAAUGAAGCUUUCGACCCCAUAGCGCAGGCAGUGGACGCAGGGGCCCGCCAACAGGGUUAUCGGCGAAAAGCGACCGCCUUGGUGGAUUUGCAAGAUGCUUUAGACAAACAUUUGGUCAAGGUUUGGGGCGAUAUGCUCAGCAAGAUGAGAGCCCCAUCCAAAGAUGAAAGUGCGCCCACAACACCAGCUCCUACCCCGCCAACUCCUGCUCCCACAACCCCUGCGCCCCAAGUUGUGCCUGCCACACCGGCGCUACAGACCAAGGGGCCACAGGCUGCUCCAAGCACGGCCCCAGCUGCAACAGCAAAAGCUCCAGAAGCUCAAGGGAAGCAGGCAGAAGCAGAAGAAAACUGUGAGUUUGACCUUGACAACCCAGAAGAUGUUUGCAAUUACAUCUUGGGCCAUUUUAAGGCUAGCUUGCGGGAGGGCGCAAUGCCGGCGGUCAAGUUUUACGUCGGUCAGUUGAAAGCAAAAUGCACCAAGGGGAAGCCAUUGUCAAGUUUGGUGCAACAUGAAAUUGUUUCAUCACGAGUGUUGAUGAAGCCUCACACUAGAGACAUGUGGCUGAAGAGCUGGGUGUCCAACAGAUCUCACCGGUACGUUUCACUUCCAAAGAAACAGGAAAACCAUUUGCAAGGGCGGCGUGGUUUGGGAAGGAGGAAGACCGGGCCUUGAUGGAGACGGGCAUGACCAGCAUCGCCAGCAUCAUGCUUCGCGAC